Saccharomycodes ludwigii is the source of this 1077-nucleotide messenger RNA. It is a transcript of the gene GPI1, whose product is annotated as phosphatidylinositol N-acetylglucosaminyltransferase. The record is from RefSeq and is a predicted model, not a curated record. Gene Ontology annotation, biological process: GPI anchor biosynthetic process. Bases 1 to 1077 code for a protein of 358 amino acids. Lineage: Eukaryota; Fungi; Ascomycota; Saccharomycetes; Saccharomycodales; Saccharomycodaceae. The transcript has 2 exons. Gene Ontology annotation, cellular component: endoplasmic reticulum; membrane.
AUGUCCAUUAAACUGCAAAUAUAUUGGCCCUCGUCAUUUUCAUAUGAUAUAAAUAGAAAUGCCAAAAGUAAAGUAAUAGGUCUUUCUUUAUUAGCAGAUCAAUGUUUACACAUAUUUGUUGUUUUAUCCAUUAUACCCACCUCAAACUUUAAGGGAUUAAGAAAAAACAAUUAUGCACACUAUGAAAUGUUGGGAGAUAUUGAUGAAAAUUGUGAGUUUCAUUGCAAAAAUAAAAAAUAUGAAAUCAUUAUAUUUGCUAUUCCCAACAUGCGGCGAAUGCAAUUUUAUUCAUUAAGACCUAUAGAAUUAUCCGUCGAAAAAUCCUUUGCGAAUGGUAUUAAUAAUUCUGAAAUCCAAAAUAGGCAGUUUGACUGUGAGAAUUAUGCUAAGUUACAGUCACUUUGCCUGCAAUACAAUAAAAGGAAGGAUUUAGAUUUUCAAAAGAUUUUAAAUAAAUUGAAUUUAUAUGAAUUGCAGUUAAAAAUAUUUGAACAAGAAUACCAAGAAUAUAAAGCCCCAAAAAGAAAUGUUCUAAGAAAAAGAGUGGACAAGAACCACUUCCCACUCGAUGUUUUAUUAAUGGGUAUAUUAAUUUUCAUAAUAUUGGUGUUUUUGUUGCCUACUGUAUCGGCAUUUUAUUUAUCGUAUUCUGCAUUUGAAAUGUUUGUUAUUACAAUUGAAGUCUGGUUGGAAACCAUAGUCAUGUUGUUGAAUCAUUUCCCACUUUUCGUUUUGAUGUUGAAAAUUAAGGAACCAAGUAGGGUUCCUGGUGGAAUAUUGUUUAAAAUUAAUAAUAAAAGAACUAGCAACUUUUGUGAUUUAGAAUUGAAAAGCACUAGUUUAUCUGUAAGCUUAAUGUUUAAAAAUUUCUCUAAGUUGACCCACGAGUUAUCCAGUGAAUAUUUUUCCAUCAGGACUUUGAAAAACAUUAUAUCUGGCGAUAGAAUAUAUGUUAACAGAAACCAGUUAUACGUAAUGCUAUACUCUUCUUUGCCUCCAAAAGUAAUUGGUAUUAGCGAAUUAAGAAAAUUGUUGCGAGUAAGAGAGGCAAGUCGUGUAGACACAAAAUAUGAAUAA